Molecule: messenger RNA, 1435 nt
Organism: Paraglomus brasilianum
Lineage: Eukaryota; Fungi; Glomeromycota; Glomeromycetes; Paraglomerales; Paraglomeraceae
Source: the annotation of a GenBank genome assembly
ACAUAGUGACAUUCCAACAUCGACUAUAUUAAAAACAGGAAAAACGGUGUCUCGUCUCGGUUUUGGCGGGUAUAGGAUAAAUCGCCAUAAUCCACACCAUAAAGAGGCCUUGAUAUCUGCCAUUAAACAAGGAAUUAAUGUUAUUGAUACAGCCACAAACUUUGAGGGAGGUGAAUCAGAAAAGUUGAUUGGUCAAGCCGUUAAAGAAGCCGAGAGUUUGGGUAUUUGUCGAUGGAGUGAUCUUGUUGUUAUUACAAAAGCUGGGUACAUUCAUCCUGUUCAUAGUGCACAAUGGAGGUCACCGAAUUCAAAAGCUGUUCAUCAUAAUCAUUGCAUUCAUCCUGAUUUUAUCGAAAAUGAAAUUACCGAAUCUCUCAGAAGGCUCCAAACGGACAAGAUAGAUAUAUUUAUGCUUAAUAACCCGGAAAGGAUGCUAUUAGAUCCGAAUAAAACAUACUCUAUGAACAGACUAUAUAAUGACAUAGUUGAGACAUGUACAUACCUUGAUGAGGAAUGUGCGAAAGGCAGAAUAGGCGGUUAUGGCAUCUGCUCGAAUUUAAUGGCCCUUCCUUCAUCUAACGAUAACAUCUCUCUUCCAUUGAUGCUCUCAAAAUUAAGCCCACAAAGUCGACACAACUUUGUUGCAAUUGAAACGCCGUUUAACAUAUUUGAGAGAGAGGCUAUCUGGAAUGAUGGCAGUGAAAAGACAUUGGCUGAACUGGCAGAGUUGAAUGAAGUGUUCUUGUUUACCAAUCGACCAUUCCAUACGAUUGCUGGGGGAACGAUUCGGACGCUUGCUACUAGCUCGAGCGAGGUUGAGCCCGAAAAGCAAGUCAUUGCGAAACUGGAAGGAAAUUUUGAAAAAUUAAGUCAACUAGAAACAGAACUAAACGAACAAUUUCCAGUAGAGCAAUCAUUACAGUCGAAAUUUAUCUGGGCACAAGUGUUAUCCGAGAACUUGGCGCGACUAUCCAAGAAUCAUUUCGCAACUAAGCAUUAUCUUGAGAAAGAUAUCAUGCCGGCUAUCGAACGUGAUCUGGCGGCGUUAGCAGAUUAUGUCUCGAUCGAAGUAUUUGAUGAAGAAGAGGUUAGAUUAAAAACCUGGAUAGAUGACUACCGAAUGGAGACAAAAGACUUGAUAUCUAAUAUUAUCGACUACGCUCGUAUUGAUCUACUACGCAAGAAUCAAGACCUAGAUUCCGUUCUUUCACUCGUAUGUCCUUCACUCAUUUCGGAAACAGAUCAUUUUCAUUCCCCCUUGUCAGUGAAAGCUUUAAGAAUAAUACUAGCCAAUGCACGCGUUGGAUGCACUUUGGUUGGAAUGCGAAGAGUGGAGUACGUCAACGACGCUAUUGCUGCUUUGAAAUUGAGUAUAGAUGAUGAGAUGACAGUAGAAAGGCUGAAUGAUAUUUAUCAAUGUCCAGCAUUGCAAUAG